Molecule: messenger RNA, 2092 nt
Organism: Danio rerio (zebrafish)
Lineage: Eukaryota; Metazoa; Chordata; Actinopteri; Cypriniformes; Danionidae
Source: RefSeq, a predicted model, not a curated record
UGAGUGAAUGUGUUUGUGUUUUAACAUGUUUUUAUUUGUAAUUUCACAACAUAUAAUCUGAGUAUUUGAGUUUAUCAGUGUUUGUAUGAGCAAUAUAUGAAGGGAGAUAAUGGGAUUGAUGUGAGUGUGAGUUUAAUGAGUGUUUAUAGUCUGAGGCUCAUCAAUAUUCAGAUUUUUAGAUGUAAGUUAAUGUUAUUAGCGACACCUGACUUGAGCAAAUCACAUAUUCUAUCACAAGAUAUAACAUCAUGUUUAUUUCCUCAAUCAGUGUAAAUGAAUCAGAUUUCUCUGUUUAUUCUUCUGAAGCUCCAUCAGUGAAAGACAAAGACAGAGUUUAUUGAAGGACAGUGGGAAGAUGAGUGAUCCAGAACCCUGCAGAAUUAAACAGGAAGAGACUGAAGAACUAAUAGAUGUGAAGGUGAAGGAGGAGAGUGAAGAACUGAGUGAAGAUGAGGAGAAACAUCAGGUCAAGAGGGAAGAAGAAACUCAACCAGAGACUGAAGAUAGUUUUUUGGUAGAAAGAACAGCUGUUAAAGGUUUCACCUGCACUCAGUGUGGAAAGAGUUACAGCCGCAGACAGACUCUCAAGCUUCACAUGAUGAUCCACACUGGAGAGAAACCUUUCAAGUGUUCACACUGCGACAUGAGAUUCAAUCAUCCAGGAAACCUGAAAACACACAAGCUGCUCCACACAGGAGAGAAAACACACAAAUGUGAUCAAUGCAGCAAAACAUUUUUGAGGGCUUCAGAUCUAAAGAAACAUCGUAGACUUCAUACAACGGAGAAGCCUUAUUCAUGUCCUGAGUGUGGAAAGAGUUUUACACGACAGACAGAUUUAUCACAACAUAGGAAAAUCCAUGCUGGUGUGAGAGAGCAUGUCUGCUUUGAGUGUAAGAAGACGUUUACUACAGCUGUAUACUUGAAACGGCACCAGAGGAUUCACUAUGGAGAGAAACCGUAUGAGUGUUCACACUGCGACAAGAGAUUCAGUCAUUCAGGAAACCUGAAUUCACACCAGAUGAUUCACACUGGAGAGAAAACACACACAUGUGAUCAGUGCGGCAAAGCGUUUUUGAGACCUUUAGAUCUAAGGAAACAUCUUAGAGUUCACACAACAGAAAAGCCUUAUUCAUGCUCUGAGUGCGGAAAGAGUUUUAGACGACAGAAAAGUUUAUCACAACAUCAAAAAAUCCACACUGGUGUGAGAGAGUUUGUCUGCUUUGAGUGUGAGAAGACGUUUACUACAGCUGAAUACUUGAAACAGCACCAGAAGAUUCACACUGGAGAGAAACCGUAUGAGUGUUCGCACUGCGGCAAGAGAUUCAGACUUGCAGGUACGCUUAAAUAUCACAAAAUGAUUCACAAUGAAGAGAAACCGUUCAGAUGUUCGCAGUGUGGGAAAGGUUUCACACAAAUAUCACACCUUAAUGAACACAUGAAGAUCCACACUGGAGAGAGACCACACAAAUGUGAUCAAUGCGGCAAUGCAUAUUUUAGGUCUGCACAGCUGAACAGACAUCUUCGAGUUCAUGCAAACGAGAGGCCGUAUUCAUGUUCUGAAUGUGGGAAGAGUUUUACGCAGAAGUCACAUUUAACAGAGCAUCAGAAGAUCCACACUGGUGUGAAAGAGUUUGUCUGCUCUGACUGUGGGAAGAGCUUUAUGAAAGCUGCAGACUUGAGACGACACCAGAUGAUUCACACUGAAGAGAAGCCGUACGUGUGUUCACACUGCAACAAAACAUUCAGACAUUUAGGAUACCUGAAAACACACGAGAGGACUCACACUGGAGAGAAACCGUUCACUUGUAGUCAGUGUGGGAAGAGUUUCGCACGAUCAUCAACCCUUAAUGAACACAAGCUGAUCCACACUGGAAGGAAAACACACAAAUGUGAUCAGUGCAGCAAAACGUUUUUGAGGACUUCAGAGCUGAGGCGACAUCUUAGACUUCAUACACAGAUGUGAUAGUGAAGGAGGAGAGUGAAGAACUGAGUGAAGAUGAGGAGAAACAUCAUGUCAAGAGUGAAGAAGAAGCUCAGUCAGAGACUGACGAUAGUUUUUCGAUAGAAAGAACAGUUGUGAAAGGUUUCACCU